Scaptodrosophila lebanonensis is the source of this 809-nucleotide messenger RNA. RefSeq lists its product as uncharacterized. The record is from RefSeq and is a predicted model, not a curated record. The transcript is spliced from 3 exons. Lineage: Eukaryota; Metazoa; Arthropoda; Insecta; Diptera; Drosophilidae. The coding region runs from base 155 to 736 and encodes 193 amino acids.
ACAUUUGAAAUCGUAAUAAGUCAUAGAGAUAAUUAUGUACGGUGCAUGAGGCUAAAUGCAGAGCCCCUAAACAGUAGCCCCUAAAACUGCUGUCAACAUCCAAAUUAAAAUCAAAAUUCUAAAAAAAAAUAUUACAAAAUUUAUACCAAACAAAAUGGACCAGGAGCCGCAAAGCAUCAUUUUAUUUCCGACCACCGAAAUACUGGCAUCAACGCACAGAAUGAGACGUUACAUAAAACUUAUCGACCUCUAUGAGAAGCAUGAGUGUUUAUGGAAUCAGUUCUCAAAAGAUUUCUUUAACUUCGAGUUAAGAAAUAAAAUAUGGUCAGAAAUUGCAGAGCAAAUGAAAAAAAACUCAUCACCAGAUACAUGGAAAUGUAUUUUACAUUCCUUGCGCUACAAUGUAGAGAUAGAACGUUUGCGUGAGCAGGAGGCGUCCUUCUAUAACAUGCGAGUCGAGUUGGCGCCAAAAUUAGUUUAUGCCGAAAAGUUUAAGUUUUUGAAACGGAUGUAUAUGGGCGGACAUGCGACAAUGAAAGUGCCACAUGUAUUAGUUCGCAGACCAGCGGUGGGUAAUGGGGAAAUCCUGAAUCGCAAGAAGGAAGUACGUGAAUCCUACUACACUAGCAAGUUGAAAUCGUUAGAAUCUUUGCGCAAUUCCCGAUCAAGUUUACUUUGCUUAACCCCUGAGACCUAUCGCAAACUGAAUAUGUCCAGUGCUGACGUGGCGGCAUAGAUCUAGAGGCUGCCUAAGAGAUUUAUAACUUCUUUUUAGCGCAUUUGCGUAUGCAUUCCUCUUUUCGACUACC